ACGUAAUACAACACAGUAACCACCACCACCACCACCACCACAUUUCUCUCCUUCAAUUUUCCUUCACCAACACUUUGCUCCUCCAAACUCAGGCUUUAGAAUUUCAUAUAUGAAAUAGAAAGUGAUGAAUAGGAUUUAUGAAGAGCUGAAUGAAGCUAAAGCUGAAACUGAAAAACUCAAGGUAGAACUAAGAGGCAAGACAGAUUCACUUCAGGACUUGAACAAAUCCCAUGAUGCACAGGUCAGUCAAAUACAGGAAGCUAUUCUCAAAGUUGAGGAGCUGGAACAAGGGCUACUUGAAAAGGCAGAUGAAAUCAAUUACGCAAAGCCAAUACACGAAGAUCUCAACGGGAAUUUGAUUAGCGAAGAGUCCAUCAUCACACAUCUAAGUGCUGCAAAGGAUAAGCUUAGAGCAGAUUGUGAUGAGAAGUUUAAAAAGUUGGAAUAUGAAAACAGUAGGUUGGUAUGUGAAAAAAGUGAAAUUGAAUUUGAAUUGCAAAUAUGGAAGUCAUUUGUCGAACGUUUGAAGAAUGAUCUUGAAGAAAAUCUUGUAAUGCGUAAAGCACUGGAAAAUUCACUACUUGCACAAGUAGAUUAUAGUGAAAGUCUCAAGCAAGAGAAAGAUAGUUUGGCUUAUAAGUUGGAAGAGGAACAUAAUAGAAUAGAUGAUCUGCAGAAACAUGUUUUCCUACUAGAGCAAGAGCUGAAAUUAAGGGAAUUGGAAAGUGCUGUGACUGCAAAAGGCAAUAUGGAAAGAACCAAUGAGCUUGAGGAAGAGAAUAGAAAUAUGAGAAUAGAUGAACUGAUGCUGCAGGUGACUUCAUUGGAACAGAAUUUCACUAGCUCCUUGACCUCGUUUUCUUCACAGCUAGCUGAGAAACAAUCUGAAAUUAAUCUGGUUCAAGAAGCUUGUGAUUAUAUCACAGCAGCUGAGAUUCUUGCUGAACUUGAAAUGGAAGAGAAGAAGUUGAUGAUAGGGGAACUUGAGGAUGAAAUUCAUGAUAUAGAGCACAAACUAAAAUUGCAGGAUGAAAACUGGAGCCAAUUGAAACAGCUUGCCUUGGAAAUUGAAGUGGAAAUGGAUGCAAAACAGUUAAAUGUAAAGAAUUUGACUCAACAAAUGGAGAAUAAGCUCAGAGGCUCAGAUGUUUUAAUUCAAAAACUUAAGAUGGAGAAUAGAAGUUUGCUUGAAAAUGCUACAAUGUGGGAAUGCACUACUAAUAACACUCAACUAGUGGAUGUGUUGAGAAGCACAGGGCAAUGUGUUGAGAAUGAUUGUCAAGGAAUGAAGUCUAUAAAGGAUGAUGGAUUGCUUGUAAAAGAGAACUUGAUAAUGCAAUCUUCCACAGGAAUAAUUAAUAAACCUGAAACCUUUUGUUAUCUAAGGUUGCCACUUAAGGAGCUUAACAAUUAGUUAGAGUAGGGGAAAAGAUUUGCUUGAUAAUGCAUAGGUUUUAUGUCAUGCAGCUUGAACCAUGAACAUUUCUUUAGAUUGUACAUGGAAUUCUUUUGUUCUAGCUUUGUGUGUCCAGUAUUUGUUGUGUUUCAAUGCUAUUGUUGCACAAAAAUGAUGGU
Molecule: messenger RNA, 1575 nt
Organism: Lotus japonicus
Lineage: Eukaryota; Viridiplantae; Streptophyta; Magnoliopsida; Fabales; Fabaceae
Exons: 2
Coding region: 125-1414 (429 amino acids)
Source: RefSeq, a predicted model, not a curated record